This is a messenger RNA of Onychostoma macrolepis, 3679 nucleotides long. It is a transcript of the gene nploc4, whose product is annotated as NPL4 homolog, ubiquitin recognition factor. The coding region runs from base 155 to 2032 and encodes 625 amino acids. Gene Ontology annotation, biological process: ubiquitin-dependent protein catabolic process. The transcript has 17 exons. The record is from RefSeq and is a predicted model, not a curated record. Gene Ontology annotation, molecular function: ubiquitin protein ligase binding; ubiquitin binding. Gene Ontology annotation, cellular component: nucleus. Lineage: Eukaryota; Metazoa; Chordata; Actinopteri; Cypriniformes; Cyprinidae.
GGACUCCGUCAUAGCCCGGACUCAUAUAGAUGUAGCACCGGCUCUAUGAGUUUGGCAUCGCUGCAUAGGUCCGAGCAGAUCAUAUAAACAGCGAUAUUAAAAUACGUCAACUCUCAUUUCAGCGAGAUCAAGAGGGACGGUUCAUCCCAUCAACAUGGCGGAAAACAUAAUCAUCCGUGUCCAGUCUCCAGAGGGAAUGAAAAAAAUCGCCGCAACAAAGCGUGAGACAGCUGCAGCUUUCCUCAAAAAGGUUGCCAAAGAGUUUGGCUUCAGUUCAAAUGGUUUCUCUAUCUACUUGAACCGGAACAAGACCGGAGAGAUCCUGUCUCAGAACAAGACCCUCAGUCUGCUGAAAAUCAAGCAUGGCGACAUGCUCUUUCUUUUCCCAUCCUCAGCUGGACCCUCCAGUGAGAACAUGGACACAGCUCAGCCUCACACUUCUUCAUCCUACCCUUCCUUCCCUUCAUCCUCUUCAUCAUCAUCUUCCUUAUCCCGUUCACACUCUGCACCACAGAUACAAGAGGACGAGAUUGACCAGUAUCUGUCCAAACAAGAGGGAAAGAUCUACAGAAACCGAGACGCCCAGCUGUGCCGACACGGUCCCAUGGGGAAAUGUGUGCACUGCGUACCUUUAGAGCCUUUUGAUGAAGACUAUCUGAACCACCUCGACCCACCGGUCAAGCACAUGUCCUUUCACGCCUACAUCCGGAAACUCACCGGCGGAGCAGACAAGGGGAAGUUUGUGGCGCUUGAGAAUAUCAGCUGUAAAAUUAAAUCUGGCUGUGAGGGGCAUCCGCCCUGGCCAGAGGGCAUCUGUACCAAGUGCCAACCCAGCGCCAUCACUCUCAACAGACAGAAAUAUCGACAUGUGGACAACAUCAUGUUUGAGAAUCACACCAUUGCGGACCGUUUCCUCGACUUCUGGAGGAAGACGGGUAACCAGCGGAUGGGGUACCUGUAUGGACGCUACACUGAGCACAAAGACAUCCCUCUCGGCAUUCGAGCAGAGGUUGCUGCCAUUUACGAACCUCCUCAGAUUGGAACCCAGAACAGCUUGGAGUUGAUUGAAGAUCCCAAGGCAGAAGCAGUUGAGGAGAUUGCUGCAAAACUAGGUCUGCGGAAGUUGGGCUGGAUUUUCACAGAUCUUCUGUCAGAGGACACCAGGAUAGGCACAGUCCGCUACACCAGAAACAAGGAUUCAUAUUUCCUGAGUGCAGAGGAGUGCAUCACAGCUGGACACUUCCAGAACCAACAUGCCAACGCGUGUCGGCUUUCCCCGGAUGGCCAUUUUGGAUCCAAGUUUUUCACAGUGGUGGCAACAGGUGGUCCCGAUAACCAGGUGCACUUUGAAGGGUACCAAGUGUCCAAUCAGUGCAUGGCUCUGGUGAGGGAUGAAUGUCUACUGCCCUGCAGAGAUGUUCCUGAACUGGGCUAUGCCAAAGAGUCCAGCACGGAGCAAUACGUCCCUGAUGUCUUCUAUAAGGACAAAGACAAAUUCGGCAAUGACAUCACACAUUUAGCCCGACCACUGCCAGUGGAGUACUUGAUCAUUGACAUCACCACCACUUUCCCAAAGGACCCCGUGUUCACUUUCUCCUCUACUCUUCGCUUCCCCAUCGAAAACAGAGAUGCUCUGGGAGAGACCCAGGACUUCCACAGUUUAGCGACGUAUCUUUCCCAGUGUCCUUCCUCCUCCACCUCCUUCCUGGACAUCGUCUCAGACUUCCAUCUGCUUCUCUUUCUUGUCACCAACGAGGUCAUGCCCUUACAAGACAGCAUUGGGCUUCUGCUGGAUGCAGUGAAGACAUCCAAUGAGGAGCUGGCUCAGACCUGGAAGAAAUCUGAGCAGUGGGCCACAAUUGAGCAACUCUGCAGCACAGUUGGAGGGCAGCCGUCGGGAUCUCUGGAUUAUGCCAUGGGCGGCCCAACUCUCCCCCAGUCCUCUUCAGCUGUGUGGUCUUGCCUCCACUGCACCUUCAUGAACCAACCUGGCACUGAGCACUGCGAGAUGUGCAGUUUGCCCCGCAGCUAAAACCCCACGAAUCCAGGCUGCACCAUACAUCCCACCGGGAACAGCAGUGAGAGUGGGCGUGCUUCCCUGUAUUCCUGCCGUUUUAGUAUGCCUAAUCCUUAACUCCUCCACUCCCUCACUGACUGUGCUGCAUCUAAACGCCGAUGCCAGCCGCGUGCCCGAAUAUGCGCCCGAUCCAACGCUGUGAGCUGCAUCACUUUGAUGAUGAUUGAUGGCCGAAGAUGAUGGGUUGUACCCAUGUAGCACUCUCUGUGUGAGCCCAGUGCAUUCUGGGACUUUUAUUUAGACAAGCACUUGGGCGAAGCUCCUUCCACCCUCCUCAUCUCCCUCCGUGGUCCAAACUAACCUUUCAGCACCAUUGAUGAAACAUCUGAUAUUAAAAGUCUUUCCCCAACUCUCACUGAGGAUGUUGUGUAAAUAAUAAACAGAGAAGGAAUAAUACUGUUAUUUAAUUUCAAAAGAUUUUAUAUGUUGAGGGAAAUUACUUUUUCAAGGCCAUUUUGAAGUAAAUAUGCCGCUGAAGGAGCUUUGUGGUUUGCAGCACUGAUCUUUUUAUAUCAUCAUGGUUUCUUAGAUCUUCAACCAUAGUUUAAAACACUUUCUUCACCGAACACGCAUGCUUGCUUUAUUUUCUUCCAUUCAUUUUUCAUAACUUUAUUUUGAUGGACGAUGAGUUUCUUUGAGCAUCAAUUCUCAUCAAUGCUUGAUUAGAUUGAAGUCGAAUGGUUGGUUUGGCUGCAGAGGUUCCUUUUCCUCAAGAUUACAAUUGACUGUUGACUUCUGAAGGCUUAAGAAGCUAUGCUUUGAAUAUGGAUUGGUUUACGUUUGCUUUGCAAAAACUGUAGCCACUCAACUUUGGUGCUGCACCCUUUUCUGCCCUAUUUCACUGUCAUCGCCCUUUCAUUACCAAUUUCCCCUUCCGUCCCCCUGGCGCUUGUCCAGAUGUCAAUUGUGGAGAUUUUUUUCCACUGUUCAGCCCUUAAGGAGCCUGUACCGUUGCACCUUCAAAGAGUUAUAUAGAGUCAGGGCCGUCUUUGAACACGCUCCACAUCUGGUGGAGAUCAAGACUGAUUGAUUGAUAGAUUGAUAGGGAAGAACAAAGCUACAAAUAUAAAAGCAAAAGUCUAAACUUAUUCCACUUGAUUGACAUCUUUGCUUUGGACUUUUUUUAAACCAGCCUCAGAUCUUCUACACUGGUCUGUGUAGUUCAGCAGAUAGAUUUUACUGGCUGGACACAUGGUUAUAUUGUCUUCUGACAGCCAUUUUCAUUUGGCCACGACUCAGUGUUUUAGAAACCAGCCCAAAGACAUCUCUUAAAUAUGCAUUCAGGAGUAUUUCAGCCCUCUGAAAUGAUAUAGAUGUUUACAUUUGUGUUAGAUUUUGUAAAGUUUCUUCAUUCUCAAACUCGCCCAUAAUUUCACUCUAAACCCUCUAAAAUUCAGUCUGUUGGUUCACUUAAACGGACACCCUGAUCAUCAUCAUUCACAGAUUGAAAUCUGAUUUUUGCUUUAAGAGUUUUGAGGUGCAGAUAGCUGUGCUUAGGCCCCAUUGUCACAAAACACAGGUGCCCUGAGUUGUAUGCUUUCAGUUGGUUUUGGGGUUUUAAAUACAGGAAAAUAGUUCAACAAUAAAACCGAUUCCUUUGGA